AUGGGUGAUAGGAGACCAGGAAGUAACGGUACUGUGACAUGGCAACCAUCACGUUCCCCACGCCAUUUGGUCACUACUAUCCAUGGCAUGGGUAAACUGAUUUCUGUGAAACGCAACAGCCUUCGUGGGGCGAAACACGAGGACAACGAUGAGGACCAAGAGAAGAGGGUGAAAGAAAGGCUUGUGCAAGAUGUCCUUCGACACGACAUGAUUACCGCAGCGGAGGCGUACCAAGCACAUCCUCCGAUGGGGGAAGUGGUCGUUCUCUUGUGGCUGUAUCGAGACGACGCGGAUAUAGUCAAGUUUUUGUGCGAUUGGAUCGAAUCGAGUGCCUUGAAGCAACCAAGUCUCGUGGAUGAAGGAAUGGACCCGUACUUGGCCCAGCUCGUGCAAGUCGCGCUUUAUUGGGAUCCCUGCGACGGAAAAAAGUCAGCCGACAACAAUCUUAAUGAAACCGAGCGCUUGCUAUUGAUCUUGUCUCAACUGUCCACCCGCUUUGCGGCUCAGUAUCACUGGACACUACAGUCACUGUUGCAGGAACUCCAACCGGAAACGACAAAAGCCCGCCUGAAUGUCAAGUUUGACAUGCAAGCUUACUCUAGAUGCAUGGUGCUCCAAGGCAACCUCGAGCGGUGCAUGAUCGGAAAGGGAACCAGACCAGCUCCGAAACAACCACAGAUUGAAGUUCUGACAAAGUACGGCGGAAAGGUUACUGGUGACGAGUAUCACGCCAUUGGUCACAACGAAGAAGAAACCAACGCGGACUUCUUUCAAACCAUUGUGGACCUCGCAGAACACAACGCCACGAAGCUAUCACGACCCGAGAGCAAGAAAAAAUCGAUUGCACGCGACACACCCUUUCUGAAGCGAUCGUUCGGAGCGGUGCUUCUGUUCAAGCGGCAGUGCCGCAAGGGCGCUCGUCGCAAGCCGUGGAAGAAACGCUACUUUGCCAUUGAGGAGAACAUGCUGAACUGUUACAGUCGGGAGCGCACAUUGCUGCGAUCCAUGUCCCUUGAGGGCGCCACGAUUUGGAAGGGGCCGCCGCACAAGCACCCUCACUAUUUCAUCGUUGGAAACGAAGAAAACAUGUUCCAUUUGAGGGCGUCCUCGGAAGAGGAAAAGACAUUGUGGCAACGCAAGCUACGAGAGGUCAUUCAGCUGAAUCACGACGCGCUCUCUUCGGAGGACCUAAGCGACUCCCAAAAGGAGCGGUACACUAGGUUCCAAAGAGCUAAAUGGUUCGGUAGGAUGCUGACAGAAACAACGUUUGAUCUAGACGGCACGCAGGUGGGGGAAAGGGGCAAACGGCUUCACGAGACCUUCUUUGAAAUGGAAAUCCCGCAAGAUGUAUAUUGGCCUUGGAACGAUGAGGGUGCGAACCCUACGGAGCCGGAAAAGCGAGUGUUUGUCGUCUUGCCCCACUUUUGCCACUUGGUUUCGCACACCAGUGCCACCAAGAGGAAAGAUGCCACGCCGCUCUUUCAGGCGAGCUUCCUGCUAAAGGAAUCACGAGAUGAGGAGAGCAAGGAAUCAGCUACAUCUGCGAGAGCACUCCUAGCAGAAGGAUGGAAAGAAAUGCCAUCAAGCGUGUUGGAUAUCCCCGAAAGACUCCUCCAAGUUUCGAGCUCGUUAUCGAUUCCGGUAGACGUGAGCAUGAAGGAGACCGAUGGAGGCAGCGUUACAGGAGAAAGCACAGACGGUCUCUCGACAGAAAGCGUCUCCACGUUGGAAGAGCCUCCUUCAAUGGAUGUCUCCAGCGACAGUGUAACGGAAGAAGAGGCAACCUCUAUGAACGACAAAAAAGAAGCCGCUCUCGGCAGCGACAACAACAACAACGGGGAGGUCUCUCUAGAUGGCGACGAGGGGAACAGCGACCACAAAGGCGACCACAAAGGCGACCACAAAGGCGACCACAAACACAAAGAGCUCGAGCCAGAAGAACAUGCCAAUGGCGCCAGUCCUCAUGAUGCCAAAGUCACAGACGCGAAGGACCCUAGUGACGCAAAUGACACGAAGGAGCUCGACGAAGCGACAGAAUCACUGCAAGGCGACGACUUGCCAACCGAUCAAAAGAACUGGAUUGAGCUCGUACUCGACACGAGAAUCCAAAGUGAGCUGACAACCCGAAGUGAUCCGACGAUAGAAAGCAACGAUUCGAGACAGAGCACAGGAAGUAAAAUGACGACGAAAAGUACCGACUCCUGCGAGAGCAGCGGCAGUGACGUUGCCGAAAACGAACUCGACAAGGUUGUCAAAGACAAGGAAGGAGACGACAGCGGAAAGGGAGAAGAGGAGACGAAGGAGGAAGAAGAGGAGAAAAAUGAGGAGAAGGUAGAAGUGGACCGGGCUUCUCUCAAGUACACCAGGACAUCCGAAACCACAAAAGGAUUAGUGUCGUUGCGGACGAAACCAUACCAAUGGCAAGAGAUGCUGGCAGCGCAGUUGGCUCAAUACUACCAUUCACUGUUUGUAGGCACCAAGAUUUGGGUCCGGCCGCCUCGGCUUCAGAGACUAUCAAACGACCUUGUUGUCACAGAGACGCCCAAAAAUGCAACUACCAUUGCGGACGCCAAAGCAUCUGUGGAGAAUGGGUCAACUCUCGUGGAUUACUUUGUAGCAUGCCAUGGCCCUGUGGGAUCCGAAGCCUACCAGCUGGCCCGAGAGUGCUUUGCACAGAGCCUCGCUGGAUUAUCGGUCUUGUCGUACCUGUUCGGGAUCAAGAAUCGACACGAUGGCAACCUGAUGCUCGACAGCAGUGGGCACAUCUUCGCAUCGGACUUUUCGUGUGUGUUUGGUAGAGACUUGAACGGAAUCAGUACAGCCAUGGAGGUUGCCCCCUUCAAGCUGACCAACGAGUACAUUGAUUUGAUGGGUGGGGCCUCAUCAAGCUGCUACGACAACUUCUGUGAUCUCCUAGAUUCAGGAUUGCGAUUGGCUCGUGACAAGGCUGAUGUUGCGACCCAGCUUAUCCAAGUGGCGGCAGGCAUCAGCAACGACGACAGCAAAGUGAAAGAUCGGGUGGUGCGCCAGUUCCAGCAAAAGGUAAUGCUUGGUGACGUGUCUGAUGAAGUGGUAAAGAAAAAGUCCAAGUCGCUGAUCGAAAAGUCUCAAAGAAACAUCAUGACGGCAGCGUACGACGCCAUGUCCAACAGGAGACUCUCGCAUGGCGUCGAAGUGUAG
Messenger RNA from Seminavis robusta, 3180 nucleotides. Lineage: Eukaryota; Bacillariophyta; Bacillariophyceae; Naviculales; Naviculaceae. The record is from the annotation of a GenBank genome assembly.